Messenger RNA from Hemiscyllium ocellatum (epaulette shark), 1808 nucleotides. RefSeq names its product carcinoembryonic antigen-related cell adhesion molecule 1-like. Bases 79 to 819 code for a protein of 246 amino acids. The transcript has 5 exons. Lineage: Eukaryota; Metazoa; Chordata; Chondrichthyes; Orectolobiformes; Hemiscylliidae. The record is from RefSeq and is a predicted model, not a curated record.
UGUAAUUUGAGGAUUUGGCCCAUCCUUCUCGGGCUUCCCGUUAUUUCCUGUCACGGUCAGAACCAACUCUGCAGACAGAUGAAGAUGUUUGCCUUUUCUCUCCUUUGCGCUUUACAAGUUCUCUCUCACUCGGCUUCAGCACAGCAUGAGACAAACAACAUGGUGGUUGCUACAGGUUCCUCCAUUCUAUUUCCUGGAACGGAUAAAGGAUUCAGUAAUGUCCAGUGGGAAUUCUCAAAGCCCCUCAAGGUUCUUCCCAUUUUAGAUUACAGUGAAGGACAUCGACACAUAUAUGAUCAGUAUCUGAAUAGAGUUGAACUGAACGAAACAGAUGGGUCAUUAUUACUAAAAGAUGUCCGCGAGUGGGAUACUGGUAAAUACAGAAUGACUGUGGACUUAGACCCAUCUCGGACCAGAGUGAACACUCUGACAGCGUAUGAUCCUCUGUCUCAGCCCACCGUCUUCUGUAAUGGCAGCUUGGAGAAGCCCCCACUUAUGUUGGUCUGUGCAGUGGAGAGAGGGAGAGCCUACACUGUUCACUGGAGCAGAGGAGAGUUCAUGCUCCCACACAACGAGCGUUAUCGGCUAUCAGAAGACAACAGAACCUUAAUCAUUCAGAGCGUUCAGGAAUCAGAUUCUGGCAAUUAUACCUGCACUGUUGAAAACCCCGUCAGUCAAAGCAAGAAUACCUGCUGGUUGUUCUUCGAGAGUCAGCAAUCCAGAACUCGAUUUGGGUUAAUUCUGGCUGGUAUUCUGUGUUUGACAGUAGUUGUGCUGAUCACUGUUCUUGUGCGAUUACAGAAGUUUCUUGAGAAGUGAACCAUCACUACUGGGUGCGCUGAGAAAGCUGAAAUACGAUUCUCUUCAGCGUAAGAGGAACAGAAGAAUCCGCGCCUUUUACAGCAGAGAAUGCAGAGGUUUCUUACAACUUUGUUUUAGACUUGCCUGAGGAGCUCGUGAUAUUACAUCAAUCAUUCUAAAGUUUCCACAAUGGAACUAUAUCUCAAUGCAGUCAACAUGUUGUACAGCUUCAGUGCAAAGAGAGAAAUAAUGUUGGGGUUUCAUUUGCUGGUUAUUUCAUUCAAGUUUGUUGGGGAUAAUCUGCUAUCGGGGUACCUACAUUGGGGCUAGGGAGGGGAGCACCAUUAUUAAAGCAGACACUAUCAGAUACCAGCUAAAACACAGCCAUGUAAAGUAAACCCAGCCACUGCAGGACUGUCUGCCUGGGGCCACAUUCCUGGGGGAUUAGAACAUGUCCGUCAGUUUCAGAUCAUCCUGUUACACUCUCAUUGUUAAUAAAGGAAACCGGUAACUAUCGGAUAGUGUAAAUCGCACCGAUACUACACUUGAUUGAUAAAGUACUUGCUAAUGCCUCCGCUGACGUCAAACUCAUUCGGGUCCUGUGUUAAAUGAUAAUACCUGUAUAUUCAGCUAUGGAGAACUAUUGUGAGCGCCCAGACAGCCAGACUCAUGGCAAUGAGGAAACCCUUCCAAACAAUAAACUUUUAAUUUACAAGAUCGGAAACUGCUGAACCCAGGAUGUCUGCCCAUUGUUCAGCGCAGCAGGAGCUGGACAGGUAUCUCGGGGCAGCCAAUAGAGACACUAAUCCCUUCACAGACAGGUGAACCAACCAAUGAGAGAACCGAACGAGGGAAAACUGACCGGGAACUUGAGGAAGCGCGAAGUAUAACUGCACCAGAUCCGAAGGGAAAGACAGAACGCCUUCUCCAAUGAAUUUGCAUGCUUUUGAAUUUGUUGUAUAGUUUGCCAGUCUUGAUUCUGUAAUAAACGGUGUUUUUGCUCCAAA